GUUUAGGAGGCGUUGAUAGGCGUCGUACUGGACACCGGAUGACCGGACGCCCAGCGGUUAACGCACGCUUCCAAGCCCGAAAAAAUACCAAGUGUCUCAGAGGACGAGCAGUUUGUGGAGAAGAUCCGAGGUUCUCGUAACUUCUUCUUCGGGGCCGGCCGCAUCCUGUCCCCCCCGACCGGCACAUUUCACUCCUCCCCUCAUUCCGGCCCCAAUCUCCAUUUAAAACAAACAUAUAUAUAUAUAUAUAUAUAUAUAUUUAUAUAUUCUUUAGUUCCUGCUUUGCUCUCCCGCGUCUCCUUUACCUUUCCACGGGACAAUUCCAUUUCCUAACUCGCACCUUCGCUGCUGCACUCCCACCUCCAGCCCCCCCCCGGUCCCCCCUAAUGGGCGCCACGUCCGACAGCAGCGCCGCAUUCCCUCUCCACCCCUAACCGCCUCGCCCGCCGACAGCCGACACCGACACCGCCCAAUGGAGACGACAGAUCUGAUGCUGACGAGCAUGUUGACGAUGGACAGAGGGGAGAACGGGGGGGAGGCGGGGAGGGGGGAGGAGGAAAACGGCAGGCUGACGCAGGCCGGCGAGAGAGGACCCAAGAGCCCGAGCGCCGGCUCCGCGCCGCAGGUGUCCAACGGCUUCACCACGCCCACCCCUCAGAGCGCCAGGGAGGGGGCGGGGAGCGCGGCGGGGGCCGCCCCCGAGCCCGGAGCGGGCGCCGCCGGGGCCUCGGCGCCGCCGGGAGGCCUCAGGACUCUGGUGGUCCAACAAAUCAGCUCGGAGAGGCCCCGAGAAACCUGGAGCAAGAAGAUGGACUUCCUGCUCUCUGUGAUCGGCUACGCGGUGGAUCUGGGGAACGUCUGGCGCUUCCCUUACAUCUGCUACCAAAAUGGAGGAGGUGCCUUUUUGCUGCCCUACCUGUUGAUGGCCGUGUUCGGAGGGGUCCCGCUGUUCUACAUGGAGCUGGCGCUGGGCCAGUUCCACCGCAGCGGCUGCAUCUCCAUCUGGAAGCACAUAUGCCCCAUCUUCAAAGGGAUCGGCUUCGCCAUCUGCAUCAUAGCCCUCUACAUCGCCUUCUACUACAACACCAUCAUGGCCUGGGCCCUGUACUACCUGCUGUCGUCAUUCCGGCCCACCCUGCCCUGGACCACCUGCACCAACAGCUGGAACACGGUCAACUGUAACCGCUACAUGUCCACCGACCACAACGUGUCCUGGUCCAACUCCUCCAUCCCCGCCGAGGAGUUCUAUACUCGCCAGGUGUUGCAGGUCCACCUCUCCCCAGGUCUGCACCAGCUGGGCUCUGUCAGCUGGCAGCUGGCCCUCUGCCUGCUCUUCAUCUUCAUCAUCGUCUACUUCAGCAUCUGGAAAGGAGUCAAGACGUCUGGAAAGGUGGUCUGGGUGACUGCUACCUUUCCCUACCUGGUCCUCUUGGUGCUGCUCGUCCGUGGGGCCACUCUGCCGGGGGCCUGGAGGGGCGUCGUGUUCUACCUCAAACCUGACUGGCAGAAGCUCCUGAGCACCACGGUGUGGAUCGACGCAGCGGCUCAGAUCUUCUUCUCGCUGGGGCCGGGGUUCGGCGUGCUCCUCGCCUUCGCCAGCUACAACCCGUUUCACAACAACUGCUACAAAGAUGCUCUGAUCACCAGCUCCGUCAACUGCCUGACCAGCUUCCUGUCCGGCUUUGUCAUCUUUACCGUGCUGGGCUACAUGGCAGAGAUGAGGCAUCAGGACGUGGGUGCUGUGGCCAAGGAUGCUGGUCCCAGUCUGCUGUUCAUCAUCUAUGCAGAAGCCAUAGCAAACAUGCCCGCCGCCACCUUCUUCUCCAUCAUCUUCUUCCUCAUGAUCAUCAUGUUGGGUCUGGAUAGCACGUUCGCCGGGUUGGAGGGGGUGAUCACCGCCAUGCUCGACGAGUUCCCCCAUGUCCUGGCCAAGAGGCGAGAGUGGUUCGUCUUGGGCCUGGUGUGCGUCUGCUUCCUCGGGGCCCUCUCCACGCUCACAUACGGAGGAGCGUUCGUGGUGAAGCUGUUUGAGGAGUACGCCACGGGCCCCGCGGUCAUCACCGUGGUGCUUCUCGAGGUCAUCGCCGUUUCCUGGUUCUACGGUACCAACCGGUUCUGUAAUGACAUCCAUCUCAUGCUUGGUUUCUACCCGGGGUUCUUCUGGAGGAUCUGCUGGGUGGCCAUCUGCCCCUGCUUCCUGCUGUUCAUCAUCAUCAGCUUCCUGGCCUUCCCUCCGGAGGUCAGGUUGUUCAACUACCACUUCCCGCCAUGGACCACUGUCCUGGGCUACUGCAUCGGGGUGUCUUCGUUCAUCUGUGUGCCUGUUUACAUGGUCUACUACUUGCUCAGAGCCAAGGGAACCUUCAAACAGCGGCUGCUGAAGAGCAUCACGCCAGAGCCCAGCAGCAACCAGCACGGACACCUCAUCGUCACCAACGCCGUGUGACACCCCACCCGGGCCGGCACGGGGCGCCCUCUUCUGGACGGACCGCUGAGCUACAGGACAAGGGGCUACCUUUCACCGCCUUUGCCUCUUUUUCUUACAUCGCACACUUGUUUCUAGCUGUCACACACACACACACACACACACACUGAGAUGCAGAGUUCUCUAACUUCAGCAUCGUCACAUCGACACCCUCUUUUUUGCUUUUUCUUAAGACCAGGUAAUUUUGUGACCAACCUUUCUUCAGGUUAUGUAGCUGAAACAAAUGUUUUAUACAAUAAUAGAGUAUUAUUCUGUCUAUGUUUGUGUAGACAAUAAACUGCAGUUACGGAACUUUGAGAUCAGUCAAAGGAGGCCAGAUGGUUACAUUCCUCUCUGUCUUUAUGGGUUGCGUUUUCAUAUUAUGCUGUUAAGUUGUGCAUUUUAAAUAUGUAGCUCUAUUCAGGUAUCUGUUACUGAAGCCAAAUAUAUGAUAUUUGUUCCUAUGUUUUCGCUGCCGUUGUGUUGACUGUCAUCCUGUGCUCAUCUGGUGGCGUCUCAGUUGACAGAUUUGCAAUGACUUCCCUACACUGUGAAGCACUGUCUGUUAGUGACACCUGUGUGUGUGUGUGUGUGUGUGUGUGUGUGUGUGUGUGUGUGUG
Molecule: messenger RNA, 3084 nt
Organism: Pungitius pungitius (ninespine stickleback)
Lineage: Eukaryota; Metazoa; Chordata; Actinopteri; Perciformes; Gasterosteidae
Gene: slc6a4a
Product: solute carrier family 6 member 4a
Biological process (GO): sodium ion transmembrane transport; serotonin uptake
Cellular component (GO): plasma membrane; neuron projection
Molecular function (GO): serotonin binding; serotonin:sodium:chloride symporter activity
Source: RefSeq, a predicted model, not a curated record